This is a messenger RNA of Tarenaya hassleriana, 3288 nucleotides long. RefSeq lists its product as uncharacterized. The transcript is spliced from 9 exons. Gene Ontology annotation, cellular component: 90S preribosome; t-UTP complex; small-subunit processome. Gene Ontology annotation, biological process: maturation of SSU-rRNA from tricistronic rRNA transcript (SSU-rRNA, 5.8S rRNA, LSU-rRNA); positive regulation of transcription by RNA polymerase I. NCBI's taxonomy places the organism in Eukaryota, Viridiplantae, Streptophyta, Magnoliopsida, Brassicales, Cleomaceae. Gene Ontology annotation, molecular function: snoRNA binding. The record is from RefSeq and is a predicted model, not a curated record. Bases 2345 to 3115 code for a protein of 256 amino acids.
CUGGGGAUUCGACGCUCCCUGCGGAUUGCCAUAGGAGAAGACAAGGUGAUUUCGGUUCCUUGGAUUGUAGAAGUUGGACUGGUUGUUGUACUGAUUUCUGCCCACAUAAUCCACUUCUUCAGUGGCUUCGAUGCGCCGAUCUUUGCAAGUUGCAACUUGAUGGCGGAAAGCUCAGAAAGUACGGCUUUUAAGGCCGAAGUCUCACUGAUGUCUCCCUUGACAUCUCCUUUUGGCAGUGCUAAUCUGUUAAUCUCCCCGGAUAUGUUUCUGCCUUUAGCCAUCUUGGCUAUCUGAAUCUCAAGAGCCUCGAAAGAUAAAUCAUAGACGCUGUCUCCACAAACUGCAUCUACCCAACCUCUUGUAUCAUCUCGGAGUCCAUGUAUGAAGGUGGAGAGUAAGUACUUACUAUCCAUGCCGUGAUGUGGGCACAUCCUCUGAUACUCUUUGAACCUCUACCAAGCAUCAUAGAGACUCUCAUCACCCUCUUGGGCAAAAGUGUUGAUCUUGCUAAGAGCCAACUGAGUAUUCAUCGGCGAGUAGUACUUCAUCAUAAAUUUUUCUUCCAUCUCAUUCUAGGUAGAGAUGCAAUUCGACUCCAAAGUAUAUAGCCAAUCUCUCGUCUUGUCCAUCAAAGAGAACGAGAAUGCCUCUAUCAUCAUAUCUUCCAUCGUCAUUCCCGAGGGCUUUUUUAUGGCCCGACACAGUAUCUUGAACUGAGUGAGGUGUGAGUUUGGGCCUUCUUCUGGAGUGCUGCAUCAUGCGUUCACCAGCCUCUGAAGGCCAUUCUCUUGUUGAUCAUAUAUUGAAUGCUUUGCAAAUUGAUUACAAGACACCAGAAGAUCCUGCUGUCAUGUCUCCUUGUCUUACUGUUUUGAAUAAACUAAGCAGUCAAUUUUAUGUUGAACUGAAGACUAAGCUCCAGGUCAGUCUUAACCUGAUAAUUGAGUAUAAAUAUCCUUAUCCUGCAGGCUUUCUGCAUAGUAUAUCUCGAUCUAGUAUAAUACACAAACCAAAAGAUGAUCUCCCUGACCAUUUAUUUUUUGUACAAUUUUCUGAUUUUGGUUUCUGGGUCAGGAUCGUUUCUUCCGUAAGAUGGUGCCCUUGUUUCGGUGUGCAAAUGGCAAUAUACAAAAUGCAGUUAAAAACGCUAUUUUGCACCUGAAGGUUUGUUGAUUUGCUAUCGCUUUUUAGCCCUUUUCCUUGAUUUCAAUCUUUUCGUCCUUUCUCUCAAUUGAAAAGAUUAUAUGAUACAUGUUAUCUUUGUUUCUGGUAUUGAAAAUACAUUAUUUUUUCUUUUAGAGUUUCCUUGUUCAUUGUAUUUGGCUUCAAUUUGUUGGUAUCUCUUGCAAGCCAUUGAUGCCGUACCAAAGGAAAUGGAUGUAUCUCCUGGAGUUAGGAAAGAUCUCAGGAUUCGUGCACAUGCGGUCUUGGUGACUACCAAAGCAGCCACGGAUCCUUCUGUAUAUUUCAAAGGAAUUGCUAGCUUGCUUCUGCAGUCAGACAGUAACUUGUUAAGGUACUUGGCCUUCUAAGGGAGACUGCUAAGGACACCAAUUCAUCUAAGUUGAAGCACAAUAUGAGACGAGUCGUCAAUCCAAGGAGAAGAAACCCCUGGUUGAAUCUGGAUGAGGUGCUCCAGCUAAACAAACUGCUGUUUCUACCCUGGAAGUUUUGGCUAGCAGGUUUCCGUCUGUUCAUCCAAUCUUCAGCAAAUGGCUUAGAUCUGUUGCAGAAGGCAUUAGUUCAAAGAAUUUGGGAGUGUCCUCAAGCUGCCUUCGUACAACUGCUGCAUUGGUCAAUGUUCUUGGACCAAAGGCACUGCUUGAACUUCCGCCCAUAAUGAAGAAUUUGAUAAAAAGAUUGCGUGAAGUGUCUUCGGUGUCUGGGAAUAAUGGUAGCACAACAAUUGAAGACGAGUCUCUUAUGCUGUCUAUUCUAGUCACUCUGGAAGCAGUGGUUGAUAAACUUGGAGGUUUCCGCAAUCCUUAUCUUGGAGAUAUAGUUCAACUUGUGGCGUUGCUUCCUGAAUUUGUUUCUGAACUUAACCAGAAGUUUAAGAUCAAAGUCGUUGCCAUCCGUGAGCUCUUAACUGAAAAAAUAUCGGUUCGCCUCACUCUACAACCACUUCUGAGGAUAUAUGGUGAGGCCGUUAAUUCUGGGGAUCCAAGCUUGGUGAUUGCUUUUGAAAUACUGGCAAAUCUGGUUGUAAAAAUGGAUUUUCGACCAAUGCUUGCUCGCCCUUGAUAUCUGGCGUCAAAAUCCAGCAUCAGUUCAAAACAUUGAUGUUGUUGAGAGAAGCAUAAUCAAUGCAAUCAUUGCUCUCACGAAGAAGCUGACUGAAUCCAUGUUCAAACCCCUCUUCAUCAGGAGUAUAGAAUGGGCAGAUUCAGAUGUUGAAGACAUGUCCGGCGGUGAAAGCAAGAGCAUAGACAGAGCUAUAUCUUUCUAUGGCUUUGUUAAUCAACUUUCUGAGAGCCACCGGUCCCUCUUUGUCCAAUACUUCAAAUACUUGCUCGAUGGUAUUGUAUCACAUCUCACCAGCAUCGAAGCUUCAGUUUCAUCUAGGAAGAAGAAGAAGGUCAAGAUUCAGGAAGCGGGUGAUAAUAUACCACCUAAAAGCUGGCAUCUCAGGGCAUUAGUGUUGUCUUCCUUGAAGAACUGCUUUCUGUAUCACACAGGAAGUGUGAAGUUUCUAGACUCCAAUAACUUUCAGGUGCUACUAAAACCUAUUGCAUCACAAAUUGUUGUAGAGCCGCCGGCUUCUCUGGACAACUAUGCAUAUGUACCAUCAGUACUGGAGGUUGAUGAGCUAGUGGUUUCUUGCAUUGGUCAAAUGGCCGUAGCCGUUGGGUCUGACCUUCUCUGGAAGCCGCUGAACCACGAGGUGUUGAUGCAAACCCGGAGCGAGAAGCUACGAGCUCGGAUAUUGGGACUGAGAAGUGUCAAACAGUUGUUAGACAAUCUGAAAGAAGAGUAUAGGGUGUUCUUCGUGGAGACUAUAUCGUUCCUCGGGGAACUGCUGGAGGACGUUGAACCGUCGGUUAAAUCUCUGGCACAGGACAUUCUAAAGCAGAUGGAAGAAAUGAGCGGAGAAUGCCUGAGGCAAUAUCUCUGAUGAUGAUACAAUACAAAGGUUUGAUCCCCAGCAGUUUUGUUUCCAAUUGGUAAAAAUACCAAAUGUUGUAAGACAGAACAUCUGGCCAAGUUUUUAGGGUUUUAGGAGGAACAUCUCCUGAGCUCUUGUAAUGGCCAAGAGAAUGGUUCUACUUCUACAUGGUUGUGGUUUCA